This is a messenger RNA of Spea bombifrons (plains spadefoot toad), 5515 nucleotides long. RefSeq names its product myotubularin related protein 4 (gene MTMR4). The record is from RefSeq and is a predicted model, not a curated record. Gene Ontology annotation, biological process: regulation of autophagy; dephosphorylation. Gene Ontology annotation, molecular function: phosphatidylinositol-3,5-bisphosphate 3-phosphatase activity; metal ion binding; protein phosphatase binding. The transcript has 19 exons. NCBI's taxonomy places the organism in Eukaryota, Metazoa, Chordata, Amphibia, Anura, Pelobatidae. Bases 255 to 3539 code for a protein of 1094 amino acids.
AGGGACAUGCAAAUAAGCAACCACUGCGAUAGCUUCCAGGCAGCUUAUUGGAAGCAGGCGGCUACGUGCUCGGUGUCACGAAAAGGGCACGGGGUUUGGCAGCUGUGACAAGACUGACGUCACUACAGAGCGACGCAGGACCAGGAAGUGGCUAGUGGCAGAUAGACAAGUAUGCUGAACCAUCACAGAUACAAAUAGGGGAAAUAAUAACACAAAACGCCCGGGACCUUCCGCUGGAUUACGAUUCGACUUCGAUGAAAAAGGAGCCAAGUAUGGGUGAAGAGCCUCCCAGUCUGGAAUACAUCCAAGCCAAGGAUCUCUUUCCACCCAGGGAGCUGGUGAAGGAGGAGGAGAAGCUGCAGGUACCGUUCCAGGUGCUGCCGGGUGAAAGCGUGGAGUAUUUAGGGAGUGCGAAUGAUGCGCUCAUAGCGAUUUCCAACUACAGACUGCACAUCAAGUUUAAGGAUUCUGUCAUCAAUGUGCCUUUAAGGAUGAUCGAGACCGCGGAGAGUCGAGACAUGUUCCAGUUGCAGAUAAUCUGCAAAGACUCCAAAGUAGUAAGGUGCCACUUCUCCACAUUUAAGCAAUGCCAGGAAUGGUUGACAAGAUUAAGUAGGGCCAUUGUACGUCCGACCAAACAAGAAGAUCUGUUUGCGUUUGCCUAUCACGCGUGGUGCCAGGGAGUCUGCACCGAUGAGGAGGAGCACCAUGUCCACCUUUGCCGUCCAGGUGACCAUGUGAAAUUCCGCUUUCAAAUGGAAUUGGUUCGAAUGGGUUUUGACUUGCAGAAUGCCUGGAGGGUGUCUGAGAUCAACAACAACUACAAGCUCUGUCCAAGUUACCCUCAGAAGCUUCUGGUUCCUGUAUGGAUCACUGACAAAGAACUCGAGAAUGUUGCUUCGUUCAGAUCAUGGAAAAGGAUUCCAGUUGUGGUUUACAGACACUCGCGAACAGGGGCAGUGAUUACCCGCUGCAGCCAGCCGGAGAUCAGCUGGUGGGGUUGGCGCAAUGCAGAUGAUGAGUAUUUGGUAACUUCGAUCGCGAAGGCCUGUGCGCUUAACCCCGGAGGACGUGCGGCUAAUGGAAACUUCACCAACAAAGGCAUCAGUGAGGGAAAUGAAAACGGAGACACAGACUUUGAUUCUUCGCUAACCGCCUGUCCGGGGAUAGACAGUGGAGGCGCCCCCCAAAAGCUAUUAAUACUGGAUGCCCGAUCUUACACGGCUGCCGUGGCAAACCGAGCGAAAGGAGGCGGCUGUGAAUGUGAAGAAUAUUAUCCAAAUUGUGAAGUGGCGUUUAUGGGAAUGGCGAAUAUUCACUCCAUCCGCAAUAGUUUUCAGUACCUCCGAGCUGUUUGCAACCAAGUGCCUGAUCCCGGAAACUGGCUUUCAGCACUGGAAAGUACUAAAUGGCUGCAGCACCUUUCUGUAAUGUUGAAAGCGGCCACGGUCGUGGCUAAUGCAGUGGAUCGUGACGGACGGCCUGUGCUGGUUCACUGCUCAGAUGGCUGGGACAGAACACCGCAGAUUGUAUCUCUGGCCAAGAUUCUGUUGGACCCGUACUACCGCACCUUGGAGGGGUUCCAGGUGUUGGUUGAAACAGACUGGCUGGAUUACGGACACAAGUUUGGCGAUCGCUGUGGUCAUCAGGAAAAUGUGGAGGAUCAGAGUGAGCAAUGCCCAGUCUUCUUACAGUGGCUCGACUGCAUCCAUCAACUUCUCCUCCAGUUUCCAUGUCUCUUUGAAUUUAAUCACGCCUUCCUGGUGAAGUUAGUCCAACACACAUACUCUUGUUUGUACGGCACGUUCCUUGCCAACAACCCCUGUGAAAGGGAAAUGCGCAACAUCUACAAACAGACCUGUUCGGUGUGGUCUCUGCUGCGCACAGGCAACAAGAACUUCCACAACCUGCUUUACAUGCCUAGCAGCGAACUGGUUCUUCACCCAGUGUGCCACGUCCGUGCCCUUCAGCUCUGGACAGCUGUAUACCUACCUGCAUCUUCGCCAUGCACACCAAUGGAUGAUAGCAUGAAACUCUAUCUUAUCCCUGCAUCUCAAGGACCAGAUUUUAAUGCUAGAAUUCUGGACAGAUUACCUAAAACACGUUCUAUGGACAACCUAGUGACUGCAUGCGACAGUGGAGGACCCCUAACGCGCACGUCUAGUGAUCCGAACAUAAAUAACCAUCAAGGUAACUUGGACUCUCGUAGCUGUGAUGCAGAUGGAGCUGACACGGAGAGCUUGGACCUUCCACAGCCACCUAUGGUAACCGGGGGUCAGGAAGAAGAGGAAGAUCAAAGCCAUCAAAUUGUGGAACCCAGUGAGGGAGAUAAUGCUGGAAAUGCACUUCAAAAUGACAAUGAACUAAAUCCACAGGAACUGACAUCAAUUACCAAACCAGAACACGUAGACUGGAAAUGUGACAAUUUUAACUCUGUAAUGGAAAAUAGUACUAAUCUCGAUGUACAGAGUAAUGUUGUAGCCAUCACAAAUGUUGAUGAGCCACAAAUUCCAGUUUUGGUACAUGCUCCUAAGUCAGUCUUAGAGACUGAUGUCUCCACCAGUCAUGUAUCCUGCGUGGAUGUCGGCAAACCAGUAAAACUACCAAUUGAGGUUUGUAGGACUGACAAGAAAAUGGUGUCUCAGGUCCCAAAAAGUGGGUUUUCUCUUCUGACUUCAAAUUGGGACAGUUUGCAUGGAAUGAUGAAGUCUGUUCCGGUUGGAGACCUGGGAUUCCGCCGGCAAAUCUCUUAUGAUUGCUCAUCCAGAAGCCUCCACAGCAAGCAUGGAAGGCAUACCUCUGGUUCUUAUAUUUCUAGAGAGGCUGCAAAGAUUUCUUGCAAUUUCCCUGCCUCAAUGCACUGUUCAGGACCAUCUAUUAGAAGCUGCAAAUGUCUAAUGGCUUGUCACACAAAACCGCUUCACACUGGAAGGCUCUUUCCUUUGGCCUGCCCAUCUCCUGCUCCUCUAACGUAUCAGGAUGAUGAUGGUCUGCCGCUUCCCAGCGAUGUUGUGCAACAGCGAUUGCGCCAGAUGGAGGCGAGCUACAAACAAGAGGUGGAUCGGCUGCGGAGGCAGGUGUGGGAAUUGCAGCUACAGCUGGAGAUUCGGCAAUAUUGUGCUCCACCCUCUGAACCAGAGGCCGACUAUGAAGAUGACUUUACAUGUGUGAAAGAGUCCGAUGGCAGCGAUAUGGAUGAUCUCUACUCUGAUAAAAGUGAAGACAGACUUUCUGAAGCUAGCUGGGAGCCUGUCGAUAAAAAGGAGACGGAGGUCACAAGAUGGGUUCCGGACCACAUGGCUUCACAUUGCUUUAACUGUGACUGUGAAUUCUGGUUAGCAAAACGCAGGCAUCACUGCAGAAAUUGUGGCAACGUGUUCUGCGCCGGUUGCUGCCAUUUGAAGCUCCCUAUUCCUGACCAGCAGCUGUAUGACCCAGUUUUGGUGUGUAACACCUGCUACGAUCACAUCCAAGUCACACGUGCGAGGGAGCUGAUGUCUCAGCAACUGAAGAAACCUUUAGCUGCGGCAUCUAGCUGAACGCCGGAUGAGAACCCGGCUUUGCUCCUCCUUGUGUUCCUCGCAGCUGAAACGAGGCUCUGAUGGGAUGGCGAGCCUACGGCUGUAACGUUACAUGCCUGGGAGAAUUCAGUAAUGAGCAGCACAGUGGCCUGUGUCUCCUUUGUAAUGCUGCACACGGACAGACCUGUUCCUGUCAUCUAAUUUGUAGGAUACAUGGCGUACCCUUAUUCCCCUAAUCCCUGCUAUAUCCUACCAAUAGGAAGUGAUCGCUCACCACUAAUAUAGAACUAAUUUAAUGUGGGUUCUAAUGGCCGAGGUCAGACAGAGUUGUAUUUUAACCCUUUAGGGUGGCAGGGCUUGCGGCCCCUGUGGGGUUAAUUUGCACUGUUUGAUGGUCCAGCAAAAGACUUCUAAAAGCAAGCUAAGACGCUGGCUAAUGUUUAUUUGUUGAAUGGAAUUGGAUCGGAGGAGAAGGCCCAGUUCCGCUGAUCAUCUCCUGCUGUCUUGGGUCUCCUGUACGCAGAAAGAGUGGUUUAAAGGUUUCCGCUGUGUCCCAAGCUAUGGCGCUGUCAUAUGGCUUUGCUUCAAAUGUGACAAUGUGUAUUUUAGAACGAUCAUUCAAGCACACAUGCUGGGUUUACAUGUAAAUACUAGGCCAAUUUGAGUGCACCAAAACUGUGAAUAUUAACCCCUUUGUUGCCAGAAAAACUGAUGCAAUGUGUUGAACUCUUCUUUUGGCAGCAAAAGUGUUGAAUAUGGGAGCUUUCUCAUUUGCUUGCGUUCCCAUUUAUUUGUCUGGAGGAGCUUUAAUGUUUCCUUUUAGUACACCAGGGGGUGCAGGAGAAAUUGAAUUCUGUCCCCUGGCACUCAAGAAUACCACUCCCCUCUACCUAGAACUUUUCAUGUGCGUGUCUGUAAAUAUUCCUUCUUUUUGUUUGUUACCUGUGUUUGUAUCUCAUUGGCCAUAUUCGCUCCUGAUCUAUAAAACUUGAUUCCCAACUGACAAAGUAUCAAGUGGAACUUGAAGUCAUAGUUUUUGUUUUUUUUGUAUUUUCCCUUUUCUUUGGGUGGGCAUCAUUUAAAUGCUGCUAUUUGAAUUUUUGUGCACUUAAGCUAUGUAACCCAGACAAGGGACAGAACAUUGAUACCAAAAGGGUUUUGUGGUGCUGGUUAAAUUGCUUUUGUUUUUACUCUCUCUGUGUAGUGCCACUUUUUGCAUUGAUCAGCCAUGUCAUGUCCUAAGUCCUUGUGGCACAUGUAUGUAAAUAGCUGGUUACUGCUAGCUCUGUAGUAUCACCUGUCUUAAGAAGCUAAGCCGAUUGUAGGUGAUUGGCACUCUCACAUAAGGGUAGUAUUUGUUUUCUUCUACUUGGAAUAAGCCAAAUUAUAAAUGUGGCGGCAAGACGGGCGGCAUCUCCAUCCGCUUAACAGGCGAUCAUCUUCGUUUGUCAUCGGUCCGACUGCUCUGUGCUGCCUUUUGUACGAGCAAUGGAUUGUUCGUCAUGAUCACUUGUUGCAAGUCCUUCCAGAAGCUACUCAUAAUUAUUUCUAUGCAGUCCCUAAUCUACCAGUCUGCUUUCUAUUCUUGGUACAUUACUCUUCAGUGUAGUAGAACAUUUAUUAGGCAGUAUGUCCUCAAAUGAAUUGCAUGGCUGCUUCCUGGGAGUAGUUUUAAUCUUGUUGAUGCUAUCCAUUUAGAGGUAUGCUAACCUUGAGACCCAUGAGAUUGGAUUCCAGAACAUCAAUGAAUUGAGAUUUCUUUAUUAAAGCAUGAGUAAAGGGAAAAUAUAUACCUUGUAAUAACACAUUAUAAGAUUAAUCAUUACAUGUUCAAUUUCGGCACAAGUAGAGUUGUAGUUUCAGCUCCAUCAAUUCACUAUUCAUCAUGAAGGGCCAGCACUGGCAGGUUCUCCAGGAAGAAGUGCUGACCUGGCCCUGUAUAAUUUAAUGUGUUUAUUACAUUACAAUAACUCCACACAGCAGGUGAUAAAACC